AUGCUGUUUCCUAAUGGUAGUGUCAUGGUUAAUUAUCGUGUACGAGUUAAAGGGCCUUGCUCACUAGAGCUUAGCAAUUUUCCGCUUGAUUUGCAAAGAUGUGGGCUAAUUUAUGAAAGUUUCAAUUACAACAAUCAAGAGGUUCGGAUGCGGUGGUCUUCAAUGGAUCAGCCAGUUCGGCCAAUGGCCGAGAUCGUAUUGCCAGACUUUGAUCUCUUCAAGAUUUCAGCAAACAGGAUAGAAGAGGUAUUUCCGCCUUCAUGGGAUGUUGAGUAA
Strongylus vulgaris is the source of this 276-nucleotide messenger RNA. The record is from the annotation of a GenBank genome assembly. NCBI's taxonomy places the organism in Eukaryota, Metazoa, Nematoda, Chromadorea, Rhabditida, Strongylidae.